AUGAACAGAAAGAUUGUACUCGACCUCCCGGUCGAGCUCCAGCUGAUAAUCAUCAGUUUCCUCGACGAUCCAUCGGCUCUGGCAUUAUCACAAAGCUGCACAAUAUACAGGGAGAUUAUCAAGGUAGAAUGGCCCAAAAAGGAUGAAAACAAGCUACUUCACCUAGCGGCUAUGCAGACUUGGGAGAAAAAUCGCAAUAACCUAUUCGCCUACAAGGGUUGUCUGAAGCUCCGAGAGAAGAAACGUUUCUGGGAUACUGGAAGUAUUCGUCCUGCUGACGCGGAGCUGCGAGACUGCCUCAACUGUGCUGCAGUGGAAGAAAGGAGAAUCAAGGGCCAGCUAGUCCAGAUGUACCUCUUUGCCCAGAAUGUCGAAAUGUCAGCCGAGACCGGUAUUAUCCGCGCUACUCAGAUUCCAUCGUGA
This is a messenger RNA of Penicillium cosmopolitanum, 423 nucleotides long. RefSeq names its product F-box protein. The transcript is spliced from 3 exons. Lineage: Eukaryota; Fungi; Ascomycota; Eurotiomycetes; Eurotiales; Aspergillaceae. Gene Ontology annotation, molecular function: protein binding. The coding region runs from base 1 to 423 and encodes 140 amino acids. The record is from RefSeq and is a predicted model, not a curated record.